Protopolystoma xenopodis is the source of this 465-nucleotide messenger RNA. The record is from the annotation of a GenBank genome assembly. NCBI's taxonomy places the organism in Eukaryota, Metazoa, Platyhelminthes, Monogenea, Polystomatidea, Polystomatidae.
AUGAGUGGAAAAUUCUACUUUAGCGCUUACCUCGCAUCACUUGCACGGCGUUGUUGUACCUCGUCAUCAGCAGGUUGCCAAUGCGACGAAUGGGCGGAGUCCGUCUGUAGCAAGUCUUCAGGCUGCAUGAUCCGCUGGUGCCAUGACACCGACAAUGCCUCUCCAUGUGGUUCAGCACCGUCUAGAGUUUGGACAGGUGGAAAAAAGAGCUGGUACGUUAUUAAAAGGUCGAAUGUUUUUUACCAAAUUGCAAUAAAUGGGCCUGGGACCGAGCUCAAAAGGUGGGCAAAAUGUGUGGAAGACAAGUACAGCCUAGCAAGAUCCGUUUACGGCUCUUGUAAACGUACAAUCGACGAUGGCGCGUUGAAGGUUGGGGAGAAAGAUGACAUGACUCGACUUUCAUUUCGUAAAGUGGUCUCAUCAAACAGCGAUGAAGAAUUGCUAUUGAGCCGGUAUGACAGUUGA